This is a messenger RNA of Ilyonectria robusta, 989 nucleotides long. RefSeq lists its product as uncharacterized. The record is from RefSeq and is a predicted model, not a curated record. The coding region runs from base 354 to 848 and encodes 164 amino acids. NCBI's taxonomy places the organism in Eukaryota, Fungi, Ascomycota, Sordariomycetes, Hypocreales, Nectriaceae. The transcript has 2 exons.
GUCGCUUACCAUCAGCUACGUCUCACUAUUCCGGCUUGUAUCGAAUUCCGAGGCUCGCUAAUGAAUCAGGGCCAUCGAGCUAUGGAGCUGAACCGUCCACCCCCGGUCCAGCUGAGAUCUACACCUCCCGUCUUGGAGACAUGGGCCUAGAGCUGCCGACUAUGAAAGCCAAGCGACGCCCAGCCUCAAUCGGUUUUAUCAUCACUCCAAUCACUCCAAUCACACAAUCACAUUCCAUUCUUUGACAGCUGCGCUGCAUUCUUUCUUGCUCUUUUCAACGGUCUGCGACCUUCAUUUACUACACUCACUCCACCCUCAAUACCUAAUCCACACCAAACCACCAAACAUCCAACAUGAAGUUCUCCAUCGUCGCCCUCGGCCUUGUUGCCCUCGUCUCCGCCGCUCCUCUCAGCAAGCGCGCAGUCUUUUCCACCACCAGCUACAAUGAUCUCUCCAUUAGCGGCGGAACUGCCGGAAACGCCCAGCAGGAGGCCCAGCAGAAGCUGGCCGGCCUGCCUAGCGACCUUACUACCGUCGAGAAGGCCGAUUUGGACUUUCUCAACAGCGUGAACCAGAUCGCCAACGACGCUGAGGAUGAAGCUUUCAACCCCGCCAUUGAUGCGGCUUCGGGCGAGGACGCUGAUGCUCUCCAGCGCGGCAAGAUCAAGAACAAGGUCCUCAAGCUCACUGCCACCAUCCUGAAGCUCCAGGCCCAGCAGGCGCAGGGCGAGGAUGUGGCCGAUGACCUUGCCAAGGAGACGACCAAGCUCAACAACAACAUUGCGCAGGACGUGGCGGAGGCCGGAAACGCUUCAACCUUCCUUGCCUUUGACGCCACCACCAGCUAGAUCAAGCACCCCAGUGUUAUUAGCUAUCUCUAGCGGCAGGCGGUCCUCGGCUGGCACAGGGCCUACAGUUGACCGGCUUUCGUAAAUAUUGCCGGCUCAGCCCUUUGAGUAAAUGCCUAUUCAUUAAAAGUUAAUGUAAAU